ACAUUACUUUUUAUUUUUAUUACUUACACAUCUAAUGAACCUGACCAUCUUCAUGUCUCAACUUGGUAAAUUUCUUCUAAGUUGUGUCCUCACACAAUUGGGCCUUUCACUGAUAGCGUGUACGUAUAUAACGUGAUUGUUUAACAAACAACCAGUAUGUCCUCAGAUGAAGUAGUAUCGCGCGCAGUGGAAUAUUUAUUAGCAGAAGCAAAAUAUGUAUGUUCUCUUGACGAAAAAUCUCUCGCUAAAGCAAAAAAGGAACUGAACGAAAAUCCAAAUGAAAGACAGGCGGCCGUGGAGCAACUUAGAGAAUGGAUUCUACAGCAGCCCCAUUUCAAAUGCUGCACGGAUACACGUUUCCUAUUGAUGUUCCUUAGAAGAAGUGCAUUCAGUCAGCUAGAAGCCAGAGCUCUCAUUGAGAAUUAUGUUGCUGUAACCUGCACCAAGUUGGCAUUCUGGGGAAAAGACAUCGACAUUCAUCGUGAAAGUUUGAAAGCAGUGUUUGAAUUCGGUAUGUUCAAUCCGCUUCCUAUUCCUGACGAUGAAGGAAGACGCAUCAUCAUCGUUAGAGCAGGAAGCAUAACAAGCGGUAUGGGAUUUACUAACUCUGACCUAUUUAAGAUGUCUAAUGCUAUAAUGACAUAUUUGGUACAGUUUGACGAUGCAACGCAGGUGAAUGGUAUAGUUGUGCUAGACGACCAAACCAAUGUGUCACCGAAAAUGACUGCUUUUCUGGGAUUGGAUAAUAUUGUAAAAAUACUUUCUUUUUUUCUGAACAAGUACCCAAUUAGGAUGAAAGGUUGGCACUUUUACAAUGCUGCAGUAGUGGCCCAGACGGUGAUGAGUGCAUUAAAACCGUUUUUACCACAAAAAAUUCAGGACAGGAUGUUCAUAUAUGGGAAUAACAUGGAGGAUGUGUAUAAACAUAUCCCAAUGAGACUGCUGCCGUC
This is a messenger RNA of Owenia fusiformis, 950 nucleotides long. Lineage: Eukaryota; Metazoa; Annelida; Polychaeta; Sabellida; Oweniidae. The record is from the annotation of a GenBank genome assembly.